AUGACCUCUUUCGACGAGAUCUUUGUGAACUCGCAAAUAGCCAACCCCUCGUCGCUGUUUGAAGAGUACUAUCUCCGCGGGCUUCAUCUCUUCCGCAAGCAGCUGGAGUCCUAUGAUGGUACCGUCAACGUGGGGGUAAUGUACGCGGGCCUUUUUAUUUGCACUCUCAAUCUUUUCCAAAGCGCACCAUGGUCUGUUCAUCUGGAGCUUAUGACCACUGUCUAUGGCCUGGGAGGCAGUCUGGACGGCUCUGCUAUCCUGGACAACCCAGACGCCUGUUUUCCCUUGGAACUUAUGGCAGUGAUGGACAUGCCGACCUUUGUCCGAGGACGUUCCACCAUGACACUGGGCAUCUGGCAUAGGUUACGCCAGGCCCAAGAAACUCGUCACGCGAGAGUUGAGGGUGGAAUAGAGGUAAUCACCAGUCUCCCACGGUCACUCCUGGAUAUCUUUUCUUCCAUCCAAGACGAGUCUUCGGAGGAUGCACUGCUCUCGUGGCUAGGAGAGCUCGGAGAGAUACCACAGAUUCACUUGUGGGAAGCGUAUCGCUUCGCUGGAGCUCUCACUGGUCGGCGGUUGAGAAGGGGUCGAGGUCUCCCAUCGUCAGCUCCAUCAACGGAACUCCUAGUCGGUCGUCUCGUGGCAGCCAUCGAUGCCCUCUGCGACACACGGACGCGGCCCGAAUACGAUCACCUGCUCACGUCAAACUCGCUGCUCUAUCCGUAUGUUGCGGCACGGCUGGAGGUUGCCACCUUGCAACGGCGGCCUUCCUGGAUGGAGGUGCUGCGCCGUGCUGUCGACAUUUGCCAACCUUACGGCAGAAGUGCGAAUGCGUGCAAUAUUGCAGAGAUGUUGGAUGAGGCGUGGAAGGCUGGCGAUGAUGAUUACGACAUCGACGAGCAUGCCAGACGGAGGAACGUGGAAAUAGCUCUCUUUUGA
Molecule: messenger RNA, 939 nt
Organism: Colletotrichum aenigma
Lineage: Eukaryota; Fungi; Ascomycota; Sordariomycetes; Glomerellales; Glomerellaceae
Exons: 3
Coding region: 1-939 (312 amino acids)
Source: RefSeq, a predicted model, not a curated record